Molecule: messenger RNA, 1214 nt
Organism: Scomber scombrus (Atlantic mackerel)
Lineage: Eukaryota; Metazoa; Chordata; Actinopteri; Scombriformes; Scombridae
Gene: ccne2
Product: cyclin E2
Exons: 10
Coding region: 21-1214 (397 amino acids)
Biological process (GO): G1/S transition of mitotic cell cycle; regulation of cyclin-dependent protein serine/threonine kinase activity
Cellular component (GO): cyclin E2-CDK2 complex; centrosome; nucleus
Molecular function (GO): cyclin-dependent protein serine/threonine kinase regulator activity
Source: RefSeq, a predicted model, not a curated record
CCAUAAAUACAGUCAACAUCAUGUCCAGACGCAGCGAUCGCAUCACACUGCAGGUCAGAGACUCAAACACACUGGAGCCGACGCUGAGAGCAGCGCUGAGGAAAAGGAAGACAGAGCCUUCAAAGAAAAAGCUUCAACCUGCCACCAAGAAACAGAACUAUGAAAUCCAGCAGUGUUGGUCGGAGGACUCGGCCAGUCCGUGUGUCCUGAUAGAAACUCCUCACAAAGAACUCGAGCCUGCAGCAGACCGCUCCGGCUUCAAGCAGUACACCUUCAAAAACCUCUUCAUCAAAGCUUCCCCCAUCCCUCGGCUCAGUUGGGCGAGUUCAGACGACGUUUGGAUCAAGAUGUUGAACAAAGAGUUGAAGUACGUCCAUGAUAAGAGUUACCUGCAGCGGCACCCCAAGCUGCAGCCCAAGAUGAGAUCCAUCCUGCUGGACUGGCUGCUGGAGGUCAGCGAGGUCUACAGCCUCCACCGGCAGACGGCUUACCUGGCUCAGGAUUACUUCGACCGCUUCAUGCUCACACAAGACAACGUCAAUAAAGACUGUCUGCAGCUGGUCGGCAUCACCGCGCUCUUCAUCGCCUCCAAGAUAGAGGAGAUUUAUCCUCCUAAAAUCAACGAGUUCGCCUACGUGACGGACGGAGCCUGUGAUAUGUGGGACAUCCAGAGCACUGAGCUGCUCUUACUCAAGGCGUUGGACUGGAACUUGUGUCCAGAGACUCCGAUCUCGUGGCUGAAGCUUUACGCUCAGGUCGAAGCUCAGACGGACGGAGAGAACUUCCUGGUUCCUCAGUUCUGCCAGGAGACGUACCUCCAGAUCACACAGCUGCUGGACGUGUGCAUGAUGGACAUCGACUCGUUGGACUAUGACUACAGCGUUCUGGCUGCAGCUGCUUUCUGUCACUUCUCCUCCUUCGACGUCGUCCACAAAGUCUCAGGCUUGACGUGGGAGAGCGUAGCACCCUGCGUACGGUGGAUGACUCCCUUCAUGGACGCUCUGCGCUCUGAACCAAAACCUCAACUCAAAACAUUCAUCAAAGUUAAAUCAGACGACCGACACAACAUCCAGACACACGUCGCCUACCUGGACAUGCUGAGGAAAGCUCAUGAGCGUCGCAUCGACUCCUCCGACCUCACGCUGUCUCCGGCCGCCUUGUCGUCCACCAUGCUGACUCCGCCCAACAGCACAGAGAAACCAGCCAAUCCCUGA